Vigna radiata var. radiata (mung bean) is the source of this 1944-nucleotide messenger RNA. RefSeq names its product phosphatidylinositol:ceramide inositolphosphotransferase 1. The transcript has 12 exons. Gene Ontology annotation, molecular function: ceramide cholinephosphotransferase activity; sphingomyelin synthase activity; inositol phosphoceramide synthase activity. The record is from RefSeq and is a predicted model, not a curated record. Lineage: Eukaryota; Viridiplantae; Streptophyta; Magnoliopsida; Fabales; Fabaceae. Gene Ontology annotation, biological process: ceramide biosynthetic process. Gene Ontology annotation, cellular component: Golgi membrane; endoplasmic reticulum membrane; trans-Golgi network. The coding region runs from base 618 to 1571 and encodes 317 amino acids.
CUUGCUUUAUUUAUAUAUAUAAAUAUUGGUUCUUCUCCCUCUCUUCUCAACCGUCUCCUCCGCGUUCAACUCGCGUGCAUUGCAGUCAGACCAAGCGAGAAAAGGAAGAGAAUCGGAGAGAGAAAGUUGAGAGAGAAGAGGAGAGAGAGAGUCUACAGAGAGAAAGCAAAGCCCAAAUACCCCUUUUCGCCAUUGUAAUUCCUGUUCCCUUUCAGAGAACCCAUUUGAUUUUUUUGAAUUUUCUGGGAACUGGGCGUUUUGUGAUCAUCAUCUGGGUUCUCUCGAUCUCCAUCUUUUUUCUGGGUUUCGGUCUUUUCUCCUCAGAUCCUCUCCUUGCUUUUGUUUUCUCCCUUCUUCAAUCGGAUUUUUGAAGACCCGUUGUGUUUGUCUCGCAAUUCGGCUUCGUGGGUGUAUAUUUAGGAAACGAAGAUUCAGCUUUUGUAGUGAUAGAGUGGGAAAAUAAUUGAUUCAUAUCUGGGUUUUGAUGCGAUUGUUGGUUCAUUUUUUGAGGGCAAUGAUGUUGACCUUAAAUGUGUCGUUAUGAAGUAAUAUGGAAGUGAUCCUUCUACGGUUACAACACCAUAAACAACAACAGCAACAAGAACAAGAAGAAGAACAUGUCGUUUUACAUUGGUCGCGAGGCUUCCAAGCUAUGGAAGAGGAUUUGUGCCGAGACAACCACCGAGAUCAACCUCCUUGCGGAGAAUUGGAAGUACCUUCUCGCCGGUAUUGUUUUUCAGUACAUUCACGGUUUGGCUGCACGAGGAGUUCAUUAUUUACACAGGCCUGGCCCUACUCUACAGGAUCUUGGAUUCAUCCUUCUUCCGGAGCUUGGGCAAGAAAAAGCUUACAUCAGUGAAACACUGUUUACCUUUAUUUUUUUAUCCUUUGUCCUUUGGACAUUUCAUCCCUUUGUAUUCAAGAGUAAAAAGAUCUACACGGUUCUAAUAUGGUGCAGGGUUCUAUGUUUCUUAGUUGUUUCCCAAGCUCUUCGCAUAGUGACAUUUUAUGCUACUCAGCUUCCUGGUCCAAAUUACCACUGUCGGGAGGGUUCUAAACUUGCUACGCUGCCUCACCCAGAUAGUAUCUUUGAAGUCCUCUUGAUUAAUUUUCCACGUGGCGUGAUAUAUGGAUGUGGUGAUCUGAUAUUUUCAUCUCACAUGAUCUUUACUCUUGUCUUUGUUCUUACAUAUCAAAGAUAUGGCACACGAAGAUGUAUAAAACAGCUAGGGUGGACUCUUUCUGUGUGUCAGUCUCUUUUGAUAAUAGCAUCACGCAAACAUUACACAGUUGAUGUAGUUGUUGCUUGGUAUACUGUUAAUUUGGUGGUGUUUUUUGUCGAGAAGAAAUUACCAGAAUUACCAGACCGGACAAAUGCUGCAGCAACCUUGCUGCUACCAUUAAGCACCAAGGACAAUAAAGAUGGCAGGACCAAAGAAGAGAACCACAAGUUGUUGAACGGGAAUUCUGUUGUUGACCCUGCAGAUUGGAGGCAGAGAACUCAAGCAAAUGGUAAGAUUCUGGAAGAUGGCCAUACAAACCAUGCUGACACUGCAAUGAAUGGUGCAUAGAUAUGUGAGCUUAUGCUGCACAAAGUUGAGAUCUGCUGCAAAACAUGGCCUUUACAAAGUUACAACCUACAUAUAACUAGAUUUUGUUUGGUGGAAAUAUUGUUAGCUAAUUUAUGUUAUUGUAACUGGGUUGUGUGUUUUUUUAACACCUUGCAGCCCUGAUCCUUUGUCAUUGUAAAAUGAUCUAGCAUCAGCAGUGCUAUAGAAAAUUUUCCAAUUCACACUGCCCCAUUUCUUAGUACACCAUGUGCAUAGACACAGCAUAUUGUUUCGGUGCACCAAGGCCAUGUUCUUUGCACGGUGAGGAAAAAUCAGCAAAAUGUACCAAGACUCUAAAUUUCUGAAUAUAAAAGAGUUUUAAUCCGAAGUAAAA